Molecule: messenger RNA, 1761 nt
Organism: Pyricularia grisea
Lineage: Eukaryota; Fungi; Ascomycota; Sordariomycetes; Magnaporthales; Pyriculariaceae
Exons: 8
Coding region: 169-1188 (339 amino acids)
Molecular function (GO): methyltransferase activity
Source: RefSeq, a predicted model, not a curated record
UAUGAACCCAAUUGUAUGACCAGCAAAACAAUCAUUCUUUUGAGAAUUGAGAAGCUCCUUCAUUAAGCCUUUCCAUUCCUCAUUUUUGCAUAUUCUGUGCUCCUAUUGGUCACCUUGGGUGUCUUUUUUGUCAUUCAUUUGCAUUCCUUCUUGCUUUCUUGUUUGGCAAUGCCACCAACACAUGGUGUCAAUGCGGUCCCUGAGAUAGGCACUGAUUUCAGCGCUGAUCAGGCUCCGAGAGAAUACAACGACUACGACUCGGCCAUCGGAGAUAUCGACAGGCGAUCCGAUCGAUACGGUGGCACGCUGAGAGAUACAGUCUUGGAGUACAGAGUCGAAAAUGGAAGGACGUACCACAGUUUAAAAGAAGGCAGUUAUUGGCAACCCAACGAUGAGGCAUCACAAGAAAGAUUAGAUCUCGCCCACAACCUGUUUGUCAUCACAUUUGACAAUCGCUUGUGCAUGUGUCCCAAGAAUGAAAGGGCCCGUUAUGUCUUGGAUGUUGGUACAGGAACCGGUAUCUGGGCGUGUGACUUUGCUGAUGAGCAUCCUGAAGCACAUGUGGUCGGCGUGGACCUCAGUCCGAUACAACCACACUUCGUCCCAACCAACUGUCGCUUUAUCAUUGAUGACAUAGAAUCCGAGUGGUUGUUUGACGACAAGUUCGACCUCGUCUUCAUCCGCAACAUGCUCGGCAGUUUCGAGUCGUGGCAAAACAUCUUUGAGCGGGCCUACGGGGGCCUCGAAUCCGGCGGAUACCUCGAGGUACAGGACUGCUGCCUCCCCAUCAAGUGUGACGACGGAACCCUGCCCGAAGACGCCGUCAUCAGCCACUGGUGUCAGCUGAUGCUCCAAGCGGCCGAGAGGGCAGGCCGUCCGAUCGACGUCACGCCCAAGCUCGCCGACCUCAUGCGGCAGGUAGGGUUCGUGGACGUGACGGUCAAGAAGAGGAGGUGGCCGCAUGCACCAUGGCCCAGGGAUCGCCAGAUGCGGCUCGUUGGAUGGUGGGCUCGAGAGGUGUCCAUAUCUGACCUGGACGGCAUGUGCAUGAAGCUGCUGAUGGAGCACCUAGGCUGGACCAUAGACGAGGUCAAAGAUAUAUGUGCAAAGGUGAAGGAUGACUGCGAUAACCUGAGGUAUCAUGCGUACUGGGACGUAUACUCAAUAUACGGGCGGAAGCCGGCAUAGGUGGGCAUAAUAUGUCGGCGUUGGGUUGAGAAAAAGGACAGAGGAAAAAAAAAAACAAAAUAACCACAAGACCCAAAAAGAUGCAAUGGGGUUGCUGACAGAGCCAGUUGAUGUUCGUCUCGAUUACACCUUGGUCCCAAGUUCGCAGGUGAAGACGGUGAAAAGCUGCCGCAAAGGGGGUUUGGGGUACAUUAACGCUAACCGCUGAAGCCGGAGGAAAGAGGCCCGAUUCAAAACCUUGGCCGGGUUUUUCAACCAAAAAAAGAAAGCAAAGCAUCAGAUAUCAAAAGCGCCAAGCUUCAUGCCCAUACUGCGAUUGGUGUGAAUCGAGUGACGACAAACGAGUGAGCUGAGGCAACAAAAAAAAAAAACAGGACGAGGCCACAGAGACGAGCUCAAUCGAGUUGGCUACAGCGGCUUGGCGCCCAAAUAUGGAAGAAAACUUGGGCUUGUAUCUGCAAGAGUAAGCGACAAUGUAACGCAUACGCGCAGCCAUCCUGCUUUUAGCAAGAUAGGUCUCCGUUUUGGGCGAGUCGUGAAGACAAUAAACAAGACAAUAUUUUGUUCUCCUCU